AUGGGCACUAAGAAGCUCGCCAUCUUUCUCCUGGUCCUCUCUCUUUGUCUAGAGGGAGGAUCAGCCAUAAAGAAAGGAACAAAGAAGGGAAAGAAAAAAGGGAAGCAGGUUUACUGUCCAUCACAGCUGUCACCUGAGGAUCUGGCCCGAGUCCCUGAAAAUUCAACCAGUAACAUCUUGAACAGGUUACUGCUCACCUAUGAUCCCAGAAUAAGGCCCAACUUCAAAGGAAUUCCCGUGGAAGACAGAGUGAACAUUUUCAUCAACAGUUUUGGCUCCAUUCAAGAAACGACGAUGGAUUACAGAGUCAACAUCUUCCUGCGGCAGCGGUGGAACGACCCCAGGCUAAAGCUACCGCAGGACUUCAAGUCUGAUUCUCUCACCGUUGAUCCAGGGAUGUUCAAAUGUCUCUGGAAACCUGACCUGUUCUUCGCUAAUGAGAAAAGUGCCAACUUUCACGACGUUACCCAGGAUAACAUUCUCCUCUUCAUUUUCCGUAACGGAGACGUCCUCAUCAGUAUGAGGUUGUCCGUCACCCUUUCCUGUCCUCUGGAUCUGACAUUGUUCCCUAUGGACACACAGAGGUGUAAGAUGCAACUUGAAAGCUUUGGCUACACAACAGACGACUUGCAGUUUAUGUGGCAGACAGGAGACCCAGUGCAAAUGGAGACCAUCGCUCUGCCACAGUUUGAUAUCAGACAAGAAGAUAUUGAUUAUGGAAACUGCACCAAAUUCUAUUCGGGAACAGGGUACUACACUUGUGUGGAGGUUAUCUUCACCCUACGGCGACAGGUUGGCUUCUACAUGAUGGGUGUUUACGCCCCCACGCUGCUCAUCGUGGUCCUCUCCUGGCUGUCCUUCUGGAUCAACCCUGACGCGAGUGCCGCCAGGGUGCCUUUGGGCAUCCUCUCGGUGCUCUCUCUGUCCUCCGAGUGCACCUCCCUGGCUUCGGAGCUGCCCAAAGUGUCCUACGUCAAGGCCAUCGACGUCUGGCUCAUUGCUUGCCUGCUGUUUGGUUUCGCCUCGCUGGUGGAGUACGCAGUGGUCCAAGUGAUGCUCAACAGCCCAAAGCGCAUCGAGGCCGAGAAAGCCAAGAUGGCAGCCAAGGAGAAGGCUUUGGGAAAGAGCCCCACUGCCAAGAACAACACGGUCAAUGGGACCGGGGGGACGCCGCUCCAUGUCAGCACCUUGCACGUGGCAGAGACUCGCUGUAAGAAGGUGUGCACGUCCAAAUCAGACCUACGGACCAACGACUUCAGCAUCGUGGGCUCGCUCCCGCGGGACUUUGAGCUGUCAAACUUCGACUGCUACGGUAAACCCAUCGAUAACGCCGGUGCUCACGGCAAAUCUCAGGCCAAGAACAACAAGAAGCCUCCUCCUCCCAAACCGGUCAUCCCCUCUGCUGCCAAAAGAGUCGACCUGUACGCCCGAGCCCUCUUCCCUUUCUCCUUCCUCUUCUUCAACGUGGUUUAUUGGUCCGUAUACUUGUGAUUGUUUUGAAAAUAUCUUGUAUUGUAAUACCCCCACUUUACCCCCCACAAGUUCUUUAUU
Anoplopoma fimbria (sablefish) is the source of this 1551-nucleotide messenger RNA. RefSeq names its product glycine receptor, beta b (gene glrbb). The record is from RefSeq and is a predicted model, not a curated record. Gene Ontology annotation, biological process: chemical synaptic transmission; signal transduction; chloride transmembrane transport. NCBI's taxonomy places the organism in Eukaryota, Metazoa, Chordata, Actinopteri, Perciformes, Anoplopomatidae. The transcript has 9 exons. Gene Ontology annotation, molecular function: extracellularly glycine-gated chloride channel activity; neurotransmitter receptor activity; transmembrane signaling receptor activity. Bases 1 to 1491 code for a protein of 496 amino acids. Gene Ontology annotation, cellular component: postsynaptic membrane; neuron projection; synapse.